Molecule: messenger RNA, 878 nt
Organism: Durusdinium trenchii
Lineage: Eukaryota; Dinophyceae; Suessiales; Symbiodiniaceae
Source: the annotation of a GenBank genome assembly
AUGGACCAAAAUUCCCGCGACCCCUUCAGGUUCGCAGCACCGACCGAGCCCCCUCGACUCGUUCCGCGCGGAAGAGCUGCGCGGAACGGUGCCAUGCUGGUGCCGCAGGCGUUGCAGCGACCGUCGGGAGUGGAGCUCCCGAGGGUCUCCGUGCUGCGUCCGCGGGGCGUCAGCGCGGCCUGCGGACCUUCAGCCGGGCGCAACACGCGGCGCCGUCGGGGUCAGACUGGGUCCGUUUGGGUGAGUGGCCUCUCCUCCUUCUUGGUGGCCAAGCAGCUGCACGAGCGCAGAGCUGCAAGGGCAGCUGGAUCUGGAGCUGAAUGGCUGGCUGGUAAGCAAGAUGAACGUGAGUUCGCGUCGGAGGAGGACUACUUGAAGACUCUGGAGCUCGAAGGCGCCUUGCCCAAGGGCUUUCAGAUCGGAUGCAGCUCUUUGCGUUUUGUGCCUGAGGAGGCCAAGGAGAUGGGUCAGCUGCCCAUGAAACUCACCGUGCUUUGCUUGGAUGAGCCUAGUGAUCGAGUGGCAGCUGUCUUCACUCAGAAUGCAUUCCCUGGUGCUCCAGUGAGAUUGGGAAAGCAGCGGAUGGCCAGUCAGGGCCCAAUGACGGCUUCAAGAAAUCCUCGAUUCAUGCGCAGAAGAAGAUCCAGGCCAUCGUGGUGAAUAACAAGAUCAGCAGCCUGGGACGUUUCAGGACUGGUUUCAGUGUGACGUCUACUUCCACAUCCCCUUUGUUCAUCAUCUGGGAGGGUGAAGACGUGGAGCCUGGCGUUGAAAUACGCCUUUUUAUAGGGAACGACCUGCCACGUGGGUCAAUCAAGGUAUUGUCUAGGUCUUGACCCACAGCCGUAUUGUUUACGGAAAUAUGACGGAAAUAUGAC